CUUUAAAGACGGCUUGUUCAGGAAAGCGCACUUUAUUUACUCCGAGGCUUCUAACAGCAUCACAAAGAGCUCAACAACCCAUUUGACUGUGAAAGUGAACAGUCUGAGGUAAAAGAAGGAUGUCAAACUCAGGAGGUCGCAGAUUGAAGCAGUGGCUGAUGGAGCAGAUCCAAAGUGGUCAGUAUUCUGGGUUGCAGUGGGAGGAUGAGAGCCGCACCAUGUUCAGGAUUCCUUGGAAACACGCAGGGAAGCAGGACUACAACCAAGAAGUUGACGCAUCUAUUUUCAAGGCCUGGGCUGUGUUUAAAGGCAAGUUUAAGGAGGGGGACAAGGCUGAGCCGGCUACAUGGAAGACCAGACUCCGCUGUGCCCUAAAUAAAAGCCCUGACUUUGAGGAAGUGACGGAAAGGUCACAGCUGGACAUUUCCGAGCCCUACAAGGUGUAUCGCAUUGUGCCCGAAGAUGAGCAAAAGCAUGGCAAAGUAGCAGUGAUGCCCAUGACAGGUCCCACCAGCUCUGGUGACCUCACAGACAUGGACUGCAGCCCUGCAGAAAUAGAGGAGCUCAUUAAAGAGGAGGAUGGCUGCAGCAUUCAGGCAAGUCCGGAGUAUUGGUCUCAGGGCAGCAUCAAUGCUUUCCCUCUGCAUCAGGACCCAAUGCCAUCUGGCAACCUCAGUUCAGCUUUUUCCCAGUUGAUGAUUACUUUCUACUAUGGAGGGAAGCUGAUGUACAACACAGUGGUUUCUCAUCCAGAAGGCUGCAGGAUUUCCCCCCAGCAGCACCUGGGUCGUGGCGCCCCCUACAGUUCAGACAGCAUGCAGAGUGUUCACUUCCCCCCAGCAGAGCUUAUAGAGUAUGAACGGCAGCGUUAUGUCACCCGCAAGCUGAUGGGUCACCUGGAGAGAGGUGUUCUAGUGCGUGCAAACCAAGAGGGUAUCUUCAUCAAGAGGCUGUGUCAGAGUCGGGUCUUUUGGAGCGGGCUGGGGGAUGGAAGCUCCCAGUACGGAUCCAUGCCUGGGAAACUGGAGAGGGAUUCUGUAGUCAAGAUUUUUGACACAGGAAAGUUUUUUCAAGCGUUGCAGCUCUAUCAAGAAGGUCAGAUUUCUGCUCCUGAUCCGUCAGUGACACUCUGUUUUGGAGAGGAACUGAUUGACCUUAGCAGUGCAAAAAACAAGCUGAUCAUUGUGCAGAUUACCAUGGUGAACUGCCAACACAUGCUGGAUUCCCUGAACAUGCGUCGCUCGCAGCCUUACAGCAGCAACUCAAGCAUUGAGAUGAGCGACGACGUGGCCACUGAACAGAUGGCUCGAAUCUACCAGGACUUGUGCAGCUAUAGUGUUCCCCAGAGGCAAGCGUGCUACAGGGACAACAUGCCCAUCACUGCCUAACUAUCUCACCAAGAUCCGCUUUGAAACAUAUCAGACAUUCUUUAUAUUUUUCAUAUACACUGAAGAGGUGAAUUGAAAGACAACUGAGGAAAAGAAAGUAUCGUCUAUUCUCUGACAGUAGGACUUUAAGAGGGAGGCUCAUUUUUAACGCUUCCAUUCAGGGUUUUGCAUGUAAUUUAUGUUGCAUCAUCACAGGGUACAUAAAAUUAAGUUACAAACAGGUAUAGGUGAGUGCCUCACAUUGCUAAAGCUUCAUUAAUGUCAGGUUUAUAGAAGAAGGCAGUUAAGUUCUCAAGAUGGAUUUGACUUAUUGUCUUUUUCAGCUUCAGAGGUUUAGAUAAUUUUUUUAAUGUGUGUUGAAGUAAAACGCAGCUGAAUGAUAUUUCAUCGCAUACUAUCCUGUUUUCUACAGAAAAUGAAAAUAUUUUUUUAUAUGAAUUGACAAAAAUUGCACAAUGUUUUGGAUGCAAUGUGGCAUUAAAGUACAGAUAGGUUUUACUAUCAGAUUAUUAUUUGAGUAAACUGUAUUUCAAAAUAAAGAC
Cyprinodon variegatus (sheepshead minnow) is the source of this 1930-nucleotide messenger RNA. RefSeq names its product interferon regulatory factor 8 (gene irf8). The record is from RefSeq and is a predicted model, not a curated record. Lineage: Eukaryota; Metazoa; Chordata; Actinopteri; Cyprinodontiformes; Cyprinodontidae. Gene Ontology annotation, molecular function: protein binding; RNA polymerase II cis-regulatory region sequence-specific DNA binding; DNA-binding transcription factor activity, RNA polymerase II-specific. Gene Ontology annotation, biological process: regulation of transcription by RNA polymerase II; immune system process. Gene Ontology annotation, cellular component: nucleus. The transcript is spliced from 9 exons. The coding region runs from base 120 to 1388 and encodes 422 amino acids.